Molecule: messenger RNA, 2002 nt
Organism: Papilio polytes (common Mormon)
Lineage: Eukaryota; Metazoa; Arthropoda; Insecta; Lepidoptera; Papilionidae
Product: peroxisomal membrane protein 11C
Exons: 4
Coding region: 258-953 (231 amino acids)
Biological process (GO): peroxisome fission
Cellular component (GO): peroxisomal membrane
Source: RefSeq, a predicted model, not a curated record
UGUCAACUGUCACAGAACAGCUGUUAUGGGGUCCGACUUCAACUUAUCUAUAAUUUUGUGAUUGUGAUAGAGCGCCUUUCGAAAUCAAGGUCCACUAGUUUUACUCGCGGCAUGGAGAAAUGUUAUAAUCAAAUAAUAUCGUACAUUCAUCCUUGUUUCAAAACGCUAGUGACUUUUGAACAUUGAUUUUUGAUACAGUAGAUAAGUUAUCAGUGAAUUAGUUGACGAAUAUCUUGUUUUUUUUUUUUUUAAUAAAAAUGUCUUCUGUUGUCGAAGAUAUUUGCGAACUUUUAGACAGUUACAAUGGAAGAGACAAGGUGGUUCGUUUAACUUGCUAUGCAUUCAAACUAUAUGGCUGCAUCAAAGGAGAGAAGCCAUGGGAGGCUGCGGGCUCCCGGCUCUCAAAUGCCAGGAUGUUGUUGCGGCUCUUCGAUGAUAUACCUAUGAUACGACAUACAUAUAACUAUGGCUUGGGGAAACAUGAGUCAUCAAAAAUGGCGGCAUUCCUAGGUGUGCUAGCUAAUAUGGUGGAUCAGGCAUUCCUUCCUGUGGAGAAGGCGUGUUGGUUGCAUGAAGUGGGCAUCCUUAAACUGUCCACGCUAACCGCUGACAGGCUAGAGGUGGUCAGCACAGCUCUGUGGGCGGCCAGUUUAUACAUAUCAUUGUUACAGACAUUACGCUCUCUACGUCAUCUCUGGUGGAGUAGAGAUUGUCUACAAACAUGUUCGGAGAACGGUGGUGUUGAUGCACGUAAGAACUUGGAUGUCAGGCUGACGCUGGGAGCGGUGACCGCGGGGAAACUUUGCUUAGACAUAGCUCACGCCGUCAGCUGCCUCCCCCCCGGCUGGCUGUGGGGGGAGAGGAUAGGGGCUACGAAAGUCGCCGCCAUUGCAACCACCUCCUCUGUUAUAGGCAUCGCGUUGUACUUCGCUAGGAAACGAUUGAUUAAAUAGUUUUCUUAGUACAAAAGAUUCUUGUUAUAAAAUACUGCGUUCGCAUUGUCGCAAAGUUGCGAAAGAAUGCAUGUAAUGUCAGUUGUUUGUACAGUCAUUACAAUUCGCGGUUAUCAACUUACAGAAAAACCUUGUUCCUGACAACGAUACAACUCCGCCUCUAAUUAUAAAUAAUGAAUUAGUUGUGCAAACGACGGGUAAACAAUAAAAAUAAAAAACAAUUAGCCGUGUAACAAUGACCGAAUUUUUUUGCACAGAUAUUUAAAAGCUACGUUCUAUUGUUUUAGAUCGUAUGUUCGAUUCCCGCCAUUCGACUAUAGAGAACCAACCAAAAACCUAAAACUUUAGACUGCUACAGGAAAUACUAGUAAUUUAUAAAAAAGUUUCCAUGUAAAUGUAUCGACAGUGCGAACGCACGGUAAUGUUCUUGGUAACAUUCUUUACAGGUUUAAAGGGGUUGUGUAAAUAAAUGAAUUUGUUACUUUCUAAUACCUCGAGAUAAUGUAUGCAAGUAGGCAAUAACUCGUUAUGGCUUUAAGUGUACUUACCCAAUGAAUACAAGUAAUUUUCUUUUUUAAAUGUAUGUCACCAAUCGAUUAUGAAUAUAGUCUGUCUGAAAUUUGUCUCGGAAAAUUGUAGAGAUUGUAAAUAUAAAUAUAAUAAAAAUAAAUAAAAAAUAAUAAAAAUAUGUGUUUUUCGAAUUCAUUGAUAAUUGUAGAUAGCUGGAAUCUUUAAUUGCCAAAAAACAAUAUUACGUACAAAUCAAAGUUCAAAGUACGACUAUAUAAACUAUUUUGGUUUAAUGAAAUUAUAAAGGUAACUUUUUAACUACGUGAUUCGGUUACAUAAAAAUUUCACUUUGACGUUCAGCAUUCCAAAAUAUAAUCGUGAGUUUUCACUGAAAAUUCAUCUAAAACAAAAAGUUGUCUUUCUAGUUCUUUAGUGAACAAGUGCCAAUAACCUAAUGGUUUAGGGUACGGACUACCGAUCUUGCGGUCGAGGGUUCGAAUCCCGUCAUUCGACUAUUGUGAACAAUAUCCUAGCACAAG